AACCUGACAGGCGGGCCACGUCAAGCUUGAACUAAAAGAUUCAGCGCCGGCCAAUGGCACACGAGGAGGAGGCCGCGAGAGAGUAGCGACGACUCCAAUCGAUUCCAGCCCCCCUACGCCUGUCUAUAAUCCCAUUCCCACCUGCUCCAUCAAUCAUUGCCGGAAUCGAUUCGUUCGUUCGUUCUCUCGGGGGAACAAUCCAGAGCCAUAUCCAGACCUACAGCCAAGAUAUGGCGAACAAAAGGAUUCAGAAGGAGCUCAUGGAUUUGCAAAAGGAUCCACCAACAUCAUGCAGCGCUGGGCCUGCUGGGGCGGAUCUAUUCCACUGGCAGGCCACAAUUAUGGGCCCUGGUGACAGCCCCUACUCAGGAGGGGUGUUCUUUGUCAACAUCCAUUUCCCUCCUGAUUACCCCUUUAAGCCUCCAAAAGUGAAUUUCCAAACAAAGGUGUAUCACCCGAACAUCAACUCCAACGGCAGCAUCUGCCUGGACAUCCUCAAGGAGCAGUGGAGCCCGGCGCUGACCAUAUCCAAGGUCCUACUCUCCAUCAGCUCCCUGCUCACCGACCCCAACCCCGACGACCCCCUUGUCCCGGAGAUCGCGCAGCUCUACAAGAACCAGAGAGCCCGCUAUGAGGACACCGCGAGGGCCUGGACCCAGAAGUACGCCAUGGGCUGAUCGCUGCAAAGAUGACCAUGGCAUCGUGUAAGAGAACUUCUGUGUCGUGCCGGUUUCCCGCCCUCUGAGCUUCGACGAUGCCCAAGAGACCCCGUAUCUGGCUUUCUCUGAACCAGUUUUUACUUGUGUACAGUUGUCAAAAUUGGGUAAUGUUUGCAUUUCCGUUUUCUCCAAACUUUGGGUGUACACCCUGUCCCUGAAGACCUGUAUGUAUCAAGACAAAACAUUUUCAAGAAUUUGUGGUGUUUU
Messenger RNA from Aegilops tauschii subsp. strangulata, 926 nucleotides. RefSeq names its product ubiquitin-conjugating enzyme E2 28. The record is from RefSeq and is a predicted model, not a curated record. Lineage: Eukaryota; Viridiplantae; Streptophyta; Magnoliopsida; Poales; Poaceae.